Molecule: messenger RNA, 10432 nt
Organism: Monopterus albus (swamp eel)
Lineage: Eukaryota; Metazoa; Chordata; Actinopteri; Synbranchiformes; Synbranchidae
Gene: has1
Product: hyaluronan synthase 1
Exons: 5
Coding region: 1-1221 (406 amino acids)
Biological process (GO): polysaccharide biosynthetic process; extracellular matrix assembly; hyaluronan biosynthetic process
Cellular component (GO): plasma membrane
Molecular function (GO): hyaluronan synthase activity
Source: RefSeq, a predicted model, not a curated record
AUGGCUGCAGCAAUCGGCUCGUGUGGGGAUGCUGACAAUGUUGUAAGAGUGGAUCCACAGCAAAAAGAGGUAGAACAUCUGAUCCAGAGCAAGAGGUGUGUGUGCAUCAUGCAGAAGUGGGGCGGCAAACGGGAGGUGAUGUACACAGCAUUUAAAGCACUCGGGUCAUCAGUUGACUAUAUACAGGUCUGUGACUCUGACACUAAACUGGACCCUCUGGCCACACUGGAGCUCUGUAAGGUGCUGGAGAGUAACCCCAAGUACGGUGCUGUGGGAGGGGAUGUGAUGAUCCUUAACCUGAAAGACUCUUACAUCAGCUUCAUGAGCAGUCUUAGGUACUGGAUGGCUUUCAACAUUGAAAGGUCCUGCCAGUCCUUCUUCAACUGUGUGUCCUGCAUAAGUGGUCCUUUGGGACUGUACAGGAAUGACCUCCUCCAGCAGUUUCUGGAGUCCUGGUACAAUCAGAUGUUUCUGGGGACUCACUGCACAUUUGGCGACGACAGACAUCUCACCAACCGUAUGCUGAGCAUGGGUUACGCCACAAAAUACACAGCCCGUUCCAAAUGCUACACAGAGACGCCGGCUCCGUUUCUGCGGUGGCUCAAUCAGCAGACUCGCUGGACAAAAUCUUACUUUCGUGAGUGGCUCUACAAUGCAAUGUGGUGGCACAAGCAUCACCUCUGGAUGACCUACGAGUCAAUCGUCUCUGGUAUUUUCCCAUUCUUUGUCACUGCCACCAUCAUCCAGCUGUUUUGGACAGGCACGCUGUGGGAUAUUCUCUGGAUCCUGUGCUGCAUCCAGCUUAUCGGGCUGGUCAAAGCAGCUUAUGCCUGUAUCCUACGCAAAGACGUGGUGAUGGUGUUUAUGUCCCUCUACUCAGUUCUAUACAUGACCAGCCUGCUGCCUGCUAAGUACUUUGCCAUUCUCACCAUGAACAAAAGCAGCUGGGGGACAUCAGGCAGGCGUAAGAUUGUAGGGAACUACAUGCCCCUCCUCCCUCUGUCAGUGUGGGCCGCCAUUUUAUUAGGUGGGCUCAGUUACACAAUCUACAAGGAGAGUCAACUGGACUGGUUAACACCAGCCAAGACACUGGAGACCAGGUUUCUUAUCUUUGGCUCUGUGGCCUACACUUUCUACUGGCUACUUAUGAUGUUCCUCUACUGGGUGUGGUCCCGCAGGUUAUGUAGGAAACGUUCCCAAAGUUACACAGUGAAUGCCUGAAGUGUCCAGUGAAGAACUAAGUCUACAGUGUUAAUUUAUUUGAAUUCAACCAUUUACCUUUUUUAUUCAGUUGAUAUCAGUAAUUUAUUUUGUCUUGUGGUUUAGUAACUGAUGGGCAGGGCAAUUUCAUGCAGCUGCUAAACCAACAAACUCCAAAAAAAAAGGGGGAAUGUAUAUUGAUAAUACUGAUAAAAUGGAUAACAGCAGUACUUUUGAAUAAGUAAAGAAAAUAUCACUAAUCUACUGGUGAUAUGUUAAUAAUGAAAGGGCAACAGAUUGAUUCAUAUGGAGAUGUUGUUGCACAUUCAAAUGAAACUGUACUGAAGGCUUUUGAGCCUUGUAUUUCUCAGGUUUCUUUUUGUCAGAUGAAGAUCGGAGAGAUGACCUUCCAUCUGAUAUUAUUUUAUGAUAUUUAAAGACCGGAAAACUACUAUUUAGAAAACCUCUGUGUAUUAGAAGAUAUGAGUAAGUGUCAGGUUUGGCGUGUAAAAAUGCAAAAUAGCGUUUGUGGUGAACUCAAUUAUAAAGCCAGAUGAACUGAGGUAGAGAAAGGUUCUUUUACUUGUUGCAACCAAACAACCACAAUACACAGUCCAGGAUCACAAUCAGGGUCAGCGCCGAUAAACAGGUAUAGCCAGGAGAUCCAAACUCGAGAGGUCAAGGGGAAUAAAUCAGAAGGUUGGUACACUGCAGGCAAUCAAAAUCUGGGAGGGCAUAGGCAAAACACGGUGGUUAAAAACAGUAAUCCAAGGUCAGAAACAGAGAGUCAUGCAAGGUAUAAAUGCUGGAGAGUCAGAGCUGGAGUCUAGAGCAAUCUGGCAGCAUUCUAGUGAGUGAAUGCUGCCUAUAAGCUGUUGGACACAGGUGUGAGUAAUCAGAAGCAGGUGAACACUAUGAACACAGAUUAAACUAAAGAGUCCGUAACUGAGGUGCGACUGAAAAGGAAGUGGAUACAAAAUAAAAGCACACAACACGAAGCAGAUAAGGGCAGGAUCGUGACAGGUAAGGAGUCCGGGGUCUGUGUAUUGUAAAACUAUUCAAACUAAAUGUAUGUAAAUGACUAACAAUGCAAAGACCUCCAUGUACGGAUGCUUCACUGUAUCAGUUUAGUUUACUUCACCACUGUUGUUGCUAUUGCACUGGAUUUUGGAUAACACUUUCUGCACCACCGCAGACUUACUUGAAGUUAUUGCAAAUUGCACUUAUAGUACUGUGCAGUGGGAAAAAUAUACAAGCGGAUAAAAGAUUCUCUGAAAAAAACUUUGCAGUGAUAAUAAUACUAUGGCUGAACAUUACUGAAACCUUACAGAUGUUCCAUUAAAUAUUCUAUAUUAUACAGUAUAGUUGCUGUAUACCUACUCGCUUGAUAUGUGAAGAAUGGGUGUACUUUGUACUAUGCACUGUUGAAUUUUGCUUUACAGAGAAGAAUGGACAAAAACAAGUGUUUUUCUAUAUUUUCUAAGCUAUACAUGUAAUGACUAGAGAUUGAAAAUGUGAACAAACUGAUGGUUUCAUGAACUUGUAAAGAGAUGAAAAAAUAAAAUAUGUUUUUUGAUGAAUACACUUCUGCUUUCUUUGAAUCAAAAUCACAUUUCAUUCUUUUUUAUUCUCACAGAGAACAGAAAAACUGACUGGGUACCUCAGAUCAGUCACAUAAUACAGUAUACAGGUAGCAGUGCGAUUACAAGGCGCAGUAUAACAUGACCUCAAUUUUUUGCCACACACUUCAAGAAAACAAAAACUUUAGCAUUAGCACAUAUGCUAACAUUAGUGGGAACACAAUGUGGCCGUGAAUGUUGAUCAUGAUAAGACUGUGCUGAUGAGAACCGUGAGAAAAUUCCUGAAAGGAGGGGUCAGGGAAGUGAUCUCCCAGUGAAGUCACAGAAUUAGAUGCAAAGUAACUCCAGGCUGAUAAAUCAGAAAAUAGGUUUUGUGCAAUUGCUUAUAUUGUGUUGGUUUCCACAAAUUAAUAUGGAUUUUGUUCACCUGACAUGACAAGAUAAUUGCAUAUUAUUACUCUCCCCUGAGAUAGAAAUUUAGCUGAUAACGGGAGCAUUAAUGUCAAUACAAAUACAGAUGGCUAAAAUUGUAAAAGUGUAAAAGCCUUUUACAUGUGGCUGAGAAAUUGGAGAGUUUUUUUCUAAAGGUGUUGGGGAUAGGAUGCAGCCUUACAGAAAAGGAGGUUUAACUGUGCAAACUUGGGUUUACUAGUCUGUUAUCAUGAAUAAUAAAUGUUUGAGUGGAAUAUACUGAACAUUUCAAUCCAUUAAACAUGCUAUAUGCUGGGAGAAAUGAACUGCUGUGAUGGUGCUGACGCCUGAGAAAAGAAACACCUUCAGUUCAUCAAACCACUGAGUCAAAAUUAGCCUGUCAAACACCUGGAUGUUAAUUUGUGCUUUAAUUUUCCCCUCUAACUUACAGGUUACCUUGUACAAAUAAAAUACUAUACAGCUUACUAGUUAACAUUACAUGAUAGGUUUAUAUAUGAUUUAAAACUCUACAUUAUCAAAAUAUGAAACACAAAUUCAAAAAACAAACCUAUUUACAUAUUUCUGAUCCUUUCUGAACCUUCUCCUCACUCAGAUGAGCUGGCUGAGACUGUAGGUUUUUCAUCACCUCCAAGUGAACAUUAUGACACUGUGAGAAAGAGUGAUCUUUAUUUUGCAUAACAUUUAGAAUACAUCUCUUGCUGAUAGCUUUUUAAAGAGCAGUAAAGGUGCUGAACGAAUGACUCCCUGUUUUGUGACGGUAACAAAUGAUUGCAGAGCUGCCGCUGACAAUCAGAUUCAGAACUAAGAUAGGCAAAGCUUUAUUUUUGAUACAAAACUAACUGCAUUUCUCAAUGGAACUUUUACGUCAGUGAUUACAAACUCAAAAUAAGGAGGUAAAGGCCACUACACUCAUCCCUAAACACUUGUGAUACAAAGCAACAGACACCAUCUGCCUAACUCGCUGCCAGAUAGUCAGUGAGUCAAGACCUUGGACACUGGUAUCAAUAAUGGUUUGGCAGCUAAGACUAUUUCUCACAAGAGGAAAAGUGUCUGCAUUUCCUCAGGAGUAACAUCAGCAUUGCUCACCAGAUUUCUCAGUAAUAGCUAGUCUAUAUCUUUAGUCUAUAAAAGCAGCACUGAUAUUGCAUGGAUAAUCUGCCUAAGUUGUAAUGUCGACCUGAGGGCUCUGAGGUGAUGUACUUCUUUUAUGAGUCAGGGAAAGGAGAGAAAGGAAAAUUUUUUAGGAGCAAGCUAAAGGUCUGACGAAGCCAAACAUCAUUUCCCUUCAAGUCUGUUUUUAAUUAACGUGUCCUCCUCCACCCUGUCUGGGCCCCCCUCCCUGACAUCAUGAAGGAGUUUCAGCUGGCACACAUGUUUGAUCUGCUGCAAAUGGGAAGCAGAAGUAUGAGGCCACAAAGUGUCUCACCUUCAGCACCAAAUUCUUUUUCCUCUUAUUCCAAAUGAGCAGCCAAAUUAGUCUUGGAGGAAGCUACAAUUCACAAAGGAAGAUGGGGGUAAACUUUCCCACCAGACUGCAGAAGCUCACUGAAGAGCUUGUGAACAUCAGUAUGGUGGUCACAGUUUCUUCCACUAUAUCAUCCUGCACCUGUCAUGCUCAGAACAAGACGAUAUGUUGAGAAAUGGCAAGACAGUCUAUGCUGUGGAAGACAAGAGGAAAUCAGCUCUAUAGUGGUCGUUAUAAUGCUUAUGAUACAUAUCAUAAAUAAUUGCAUGUUUUUGCUCUAUGUAAAAAACACAAACAACAAGUUUUUCACUUUUUUGUUGUUGGUGUGGCUUCUGGUUGCCACCAAUGUUCCAGUAUUUUCUCGCUUUUGUUUUCUUUCUUUGUAAGGACUUUACCCUUACUUACAUUCCUUUUCUGAAUUCCCUAAGACCCCAGCCAUAACCACAACCACUACUUUCCUAACCCAAACUCUUACUCUAAGCUUAAACCAAGGUGAUGUACAAGUUAUUAAGUUGCCACAAUUUACAUGGUGGAACCAGUAUCUGGUCCCCACAAGGAGGACUAAUUCUCCGUAAUGUGAGUAAUACCAGGCACAUGUGCACUCACGCACACGCACGCGCAAACACACAACAAAAUUAAUCCAGAUGGAGUCUAUGGAUGAAUGAAUGGAUGAAUAUAUAAAAUAAGAAUGGAGAAUUCCAUUAGAUCGUUUUGUUAUUUUUGGCACACAGUAUCUGGACAAAUGAAGUUAUGGGUGUUCACCCAGCCUGUAGAGAGCUGACAGACUCAGGGUCAGCUGCAGAAUGUACACUCAUACUGGUGGUGCUACCAUCAUUUCCUGAAACUUGCACAAUAAACCCAUAUACCAGUGGUCAUAAAUAAGAGCUCACAACCUUUCCCCCAGAUGUUUGUCACCGUAUGGAGCAAUCAGGGCCACAGAGGUCACUUUGUAGCUUCUCCUUGGGCUUGUUGGAGUCAUUUUUCAUGUUGGAAUGUCACAACAAUGAGUCAGUUUGAUUCCAGUGAUACAUUAUUACCUUCAUUUCAGAUGCAGCCUAACGAGUAAAGAAAUGCUGCGGUGUACUCUUUAUACCAAGCGUAGCUUUGAGAAUGGAGCAGUUAUUGCUUGCAUCAAAAUUUGAUCAUUUCUGCCUGAGAUAUUGUGGGUGACAAAUACACCUGAGGCCAAGAAACUGAGCAGAAUAAUGAUUAUCACACAUAUUAUUCAAAGGUCAGUUCUAGUAAAAAUAAGCUUCUAUCUAUUUAUUUACUGUAUAUAACUGCUCAAAACAGUUUUCAAAUUAUGAUAAUAACCAAUCCAAUAAAUAUGCCAUGAUUACUUCCUAAAAUUGUGAUGGGUCUACAAUAGUUUAAGCAUGAAUGAAAGCUCCAGAUCUAGCCACAGGAAUAAUAUUUUUACCCAAACAGAAAUAUUUAUGUCAACAACGAGACCUGCUGAAGAAGCUUUUUUUGACAUAUAACCUUUAUAGUGCUUUAAACCUCCAGGGCACUCCUUUUUGUUGCCUGUGACCUAUUUAAAUAUGAAGUAUGAGUUGGGGUCCAAAAGAAAGAAAACAUGUAAAAGACUUACCACACAAUGUAGGGCCAAGGGGGUUUCUAUAACCCAGAAUAAUCCACAAAACUAAUUCUGAUACUAGUUCACAUUUCCUGUCUUGCCACAAUGCAUCACUGGUUGCCUUGACAACAGGGUAACCCAAGAGAAUAAAUACAAGGGAUCUGCCCAUUAAAUGACAAGUUUGGCGUUGAGUCACAUCUGACUAUAUUUAGAUGCUCCAAAAGUGCUUUAUAAAGCUAGUAGUUCCCUGCCUGUCUUGUCAUUGUGUUUUCUCCACCAGUAAGACAUAAGUUAAACACUGCAGGUUUCUCAGAGGCUCAGCAAAACUGAGUGUGAUUUAUAUAGUUAAAAAAGUUCUUGUAAUGUUAAAAUAUCAUACCGUUCAUCUACCUUGCAUUUCAAAGACAAAGUAACAGGGAGUUUAUACUGUAUUAUGCUAUAGAACAAGAUUAUUUGAGCUGUAAAUAAAAUGAAUUUGAAUAUUAAGUUAAAAUCAUGCAUAAGCCAAGAUAAUAAUUUGAAGGCUUACAUGAGAAGAGAACUGUCAUUCCUAGUAACUGUAGAUCCAGAGAAUUCCUGUGGUACUGGUAAAUGUUCCUGUGGUAUAGAGUUACAGUACCACAUACAAAAUAAAUACUGCGGUAACAUACCACAGGCCCUAUGGUAAUGUACCAUAGACACACCACAGACUGCAUUCUUUGAGGUAGUACACCACAGAGCUUAUAGUAAUCUGCCAUAAAUGUGCCUUAUGCUGCCACAGACUGUAUAAUAAUGGACCAGAAAUGUACUACACACCACCAACUUUGCAAUAACACAUCAGAAUAUAUAACAUAGAUUACUCAAGAGUGGUGCAAACAAUAAAUGUAUGAUUUGCCACAUAAUGUCCAAAAUGCAGACAUUGCGUGUUGGGUGAUACCCAUGAGAGCAGACUGUGCCUGAGUUGUUCAUCUCCUUCUUGUACCUGGAACCACUAACCACAGUUACAGUCUGUUGCCCUGCACUUAUCAGAACAAAACAGGAGGUUCUAAGCAACUAGCGGAACACAGGUCAAUACUGGGAUUGUUUACUACAGUGUGUCUGAUUUAUUGGGUAUUAAACACUCUGUUCUUUUCUCUCUUUACAGACUUACUAACUGGUGUCCAUGUGAUCUCAGUGUUAUGGCUAAGAGAAACUAAAUUUUACUCUUUACUAAAAUUGAGCAACAGAUUGGACAAGAUAUUACUGCCAACAGUACAUGUGGCUUACUACUGUAGGCCAAAUAUUUUCCCAACCGCAACAUAUGUAAUUUCAAACGAGCAAUAACGCAGUAUCAGGUUGAGCAAAAAGGGUCAUCUCGAAUGUAAGAUAAGAAUCUAAAUUAAGACCUUUAGUACAGUAUAUACCACAUACAGUAUAUUUGAAUCAUGACAGUUCUGACCUGCAUGAUGUACCUUUCUCAGACCAACUACUGCUUGCAUGUAUCUAUGUCAGGCUUUAAUUGUGGGUAGAUACGAAGCAGGGAUAGUACAUGUGCCAACAGCUGUUUAACAUCACAAAAUGUGUACAAAGACAUAUGGCAGUACUCUUAGUGAUCAUAAAAACAGGAAAACAAUCAUCACAUAGUGUUAAUGAGCUACUUGUGACUGAUGGUUUUGCAGGACUUACAUGAAAGAGAGGCAGGACAGAAAUCAAAGUAGCAAAGACCCCGAUAUCCUAAUUGGUCGCUGUUUGUAUUGGUCAAGCUUUGAUAACAUGUAUCCUAUGUUUUCUGUAAUGCACCUCUAUGGCAUCUCUUUGAUUACAGAGAUAACCCUAAUGACACCAUCUGGGUAUUUUCUCAAACUUGAUCAGGCUCCUUCAGAGGCAAAAAAGACAUUGACUGUUUUAUUGGUUCAGUAAAACUUCUCAUUAUGAGCAACAUGGUCAUCACGUGUAAAAUUAGUGCAAUUCCCCUUUAAACACAAAUAUUUAAUUGUAAAAAUAUUUAAAAAAUAUGUAUUUAUUUCUUGAGCUUCAAACCAUUAAUAACAAAUAUUUGAACAUAUACACCUUUAACUGGAUUUUUAUGUUGUUAGUUCCUCGUUUCCUCAUUUUUAACAUUUUUUUGGAUCCUUUUCAGGUAGUCAGUCAGUAGUCAGUUAGGCAGGCAGUCUGUCAAGGGCUGAAACUGGUCAUAAAGGAGGUGAGAGUACUUCACUGUUGCACAGGAUGCAAUCACAACAAGAAGUGACUACAGCUAAUUAGUCAACUUGAAAAUAAGGACACACACGUGUCAGAUUUCCUUGGCCUUUCAUGAUAUCACUUAUAUCUAGUGGCCGAAUACCACUGUCAGACUAAACCAGCUGGUGCACAGAGUGAGGAGAUCCAGUACAAGCACAUAGGUGUCAGAAAGUUUUUGCAAUAUGUCUAUUAGCACUUCAUCAUCCACAGGCCACGGACUGUGUGGUACGACACUGCAUUUUUGAAUAGGGUAGUUUUUGUUUUUUAAAGAUGUUUGUUUCCUCCUGAUAUCCAGGUGUCUGUGGGAAAUUUUAUUUGACUUAUUUCUUAUUUUUUAACACAGGGGACAAUGGUAGAUUUCAUUAGCACAGUGUUUAUGCAGUUACACCUGUCUUUGUAUUUGAUGAAUCGUGUUAACUUGUAGUGUGUGUGUGUGUGUGUGUGUGUGUGUGUGUGUGUGUCUGUGUGUGUGUGUUCUCUGGGCUGACCAAAUGCAACUUUAAUGGAAACACUGAGAGAAGCUUGAAUUCUAGCCGUGACAUCUUGCAAAAUGUAACUUCUUUAAACUAUUAGGAGAAGGUUGUGUUCUCACCUUUGAGCCAACUAGACAAUGAGGUCUUUGUAAGAUUGGAAGAGAGCUGCAGAGACUGAGAUCAGUUUGGGAGCUAAAGCCCACAAGAGGAGUUUUAUUUAAAGGUUUAAAAUAUAUGUGCUUGUAUAAGUGGUCUGCAGCUGCUUGUGAAAGCAACUUGGUUUUAUUGUUGAUACUCUUGCAAUAAAACCUUGUCUGCACCAGAGUGUGAGUACAUUGUAUUUUUUCAUUGGGGACAAAUUGUGGAGAGACUUUUUCUUUGACUGCCACAGAGAAAUGUUCCUCCAUGUCCCUGACGCUAUCAGUGCAGGUCACCUGUGUAUACAGUUAGCAACAAUGAAAAAAUACAAUGUUGUAUUGGGAAAAAUAAAUUCACUGAAAAAAAUGGAUUCAAAACACAACCUUUCAGUGACAUUUGUUGCUUCCAGAAUUCCAUUAAGGAUGAGAGUGAAGGUUUCAUGUGCAUAUGGACAUGCCUGUAUCUGUACACGUGAUCAUAUCUACUUUUGUAUUUUUGUGUACGAGUGUGACAGAGAGUGUAAGUUUGACUUAAAGUCAUACUGACCCAAAGGAACCUGGGGUGGACUGCUGCUCUAUUUUUGAAGGAGAAACAACCGCUGAAAGAAGUAACUGUUGGUCUUUUGGUUUGCACCCAUGACUUCAGCAUUUUUUCCACCUUGUGAAAAGUUUUUUUCAGGUUCCACUGACCAGAGAUCAGCGGGACAGAAGUCAAAUCUGUCACCUAAUGCCUCUGCCAUUCACUCCUGACCGGUCCACAAAGGCAACUGAAAUCGAAGUUUUGUGUGAGGCAUUCAGCACUGAGGGCUAAUUCCAGACGUGAAUAUGCUGUAGUCACAUUUUCAGUAAAAAUCAGUUUUGCAAUUUGAGGUACUUCCUUAUUCUCACUUAUGAUUCAUAUUUGUUUUUAACAAUGUUUUCUUUUGUUCUAGCAACCAAAUAUUCUGUGGACCAUGCCCCUGGUGUGACACCCUGAAAAUGUAACAAUAAAGUUCAAGCUAAAUAUAGUCUGAUAUGUCUAGGGCGACUUCUUCUGAUCAGAUCUGGCAUGAGGUGUAAUGCGAAUACUGCCGCCACCUUGAAGGCUCUCCGAUAUGAGUCAGCUGAAAAUGAAGAAAAGAUCUUUUCUAAAUUGUUUUUCCCAGAUGUACUUAUACUUGUUUGAACACUUGUAUCAAUCAUUUUUUUCUGAAAUAUUGUUUUCUUGUCUCACUUUGAUCCUAUCCAAGCUCUUCAAAUGUUCCAGGUACUGUCUCGCACCUUUUGUCUGAAAAACCUCAGCUCUUAAAAUACAACCACAAACUAACUUUUUUGAAUUAUACAGACUGAUUUGAUUUGAUUUCUUUGAGAAUCUUACACUGUCUUAGUUA